Molecule: messenger RNA, 2977 nt
Organism: Pygocentrus nattereri (red-bellied piranha)
Lineage: Eukaryota; Metazoa; Chordata; Actinopteri; Characiformes; Serrasalmidae
Gene: slc36a4
Product: solute carrier family 36 member 4
Exons: 12
Coding region: 253-1722 (489 amino acids)
Biological process (GO): amino acid transmembrane transport; L-alanine transport
Cellular component (GO): vacuolar membrane
Molecular function (GO): L-alanine transmembrane transporter activity; L-proline transmembrane transporter activity
Source: RefSeq, a predicted model, not a curated record
GCGAGCCGGAUACGAGCGUCCGUGUCCAAAGCGCGAGCGCCGCCGAGACCCGCGAUCCUGUCUCGCAGCCACGUCGCCGCGCCGGAGUCCCGCGCUGAGGGAGCUCGAGCGCUUCCGGUCCGGACGGGUCCGUGAUUCUCGCGCGCUCCCGGUAGGCAGACUACGAUCGCGCGGGAUCUGAUUCAGCGCGAGGUGAACAAGGCGCACGCGCACGGUCACGACACGUCACACCGUCCAAAUGACCGACAGAAGAUGGGAUCAACAGAGCAGCUCGAUAUGGAGGUAAUGACGCCGCUGAUGGAGGAGGUGGGAGGGGACGAGAACUCGGACGAGGAGAGCGAGCCCGAGCAUCAGCCACAUGGUACCACGUUCACUCAGACGUUGUUGCACCUGUUAAAGGGGAACAUUGGUACAGGGCUGCUGGGAUUGCCGCUGGCAGUGAAGAAUGCUGGGAUAGUGUUGGGGCCGGUUUGUUUGGUGGUGAUGGGUGUGGUCUGUGUCCACUGCAUGCACGUCUUGGUGACCUGCAGCCAUCAGCUGAGUGAGAGGUUGAAGAAGUCUCCCCUCGGCUAUAGCGACACAGUGGCUGUUGCUAUGGAGACAAGCUCCUCCCAUUGCCUGAGGAAAGGUGCUCAUUUUGGGAGACACUUGGUGAACUUCUUCCUGGUUUUGACCCAACUGGGCUUCUGUAGUGUUUACUUUGUUUUCCUGGCAGAGAACAUUAAACAGGUGGUGGAGGGUCACCGUGGAAACACUACAGCAGCAGCGCCGGUGAUGACACUGUACUCUAACAGCUCAGAGGGAGGCGGUACUGACGCUGCAGCUUCCGGGGCGAUGAUGCUGGACCAGCGGGUGUACAUUCUCCUCCUGCUGCCCCUCCUCAUCCUCCUGUCCUUCAUCACUGACCUGAGGAGCAUGGCGGCCCUCUCAGCUGCUGCCAACGUCUGCAUGGCCAUCAGCCUGGUGCUUAUCUUCACCUACAUCCUCCACGAUGUCGGAGACCCCCGGCAGCUCCCGUUCGUUUCCACAUGGAGCAAAUUCCCUUUCUUUUUCGGGACAGCCAUCUUUGCUUUUGAAGGCAUCGGAGUGGUGCUUCCUCUGGAGAACCAGAUGAGGGAGCCGAAGCGCUUUCCUCAGGCUCUGGACAUCGGCAUGGCCAUCGUCAUCAUCCUCUACGUCUCCCUGGCGACGCUCGGCUACCUGCGCUUCGGGGACGACAUCAAAGGGAGCAUCACGCUCAACCUGCCGCACGACACCUGGUCUAAUCUCCUGGUGAAGGUUCUCUACUCAUUCGGCAUCUAUGUGAGUUUCGCUGUGCAGUUCUUCGUCCCGGCGGAGAUUGUGGUGCCGGCGGUCUGUGAGCGAGUGUCCGAUCCGUGGAGACGACCUGCUGACCUCUGCACCCGAACGCUGCUCGUCAUCGUCACCUGUGUGGUGGCCAUUCUGGUUCCUCGGCUGGACCUCGUGAUCUCCUUGGUGGGCGCGGUCAGUAGCUCCGCCCUGGCGCUGGUCUUUCCCCCGCUGGUGGAGCUGGUGGUCCACUCCGUCCGCCCGUCCACAUUCCUCCUCCUAAAGGAUCUGUCCAUCGCUAUUUUGGGUUUUCUCGGCUUCCUCACCGGAACUUACGUAACCGUAGGAGAGAUUAUUUACCCUGAAGAGCAGGGACACGCUCAUCUCCAUGACGACACAAACUGGACCACACCUACUGCCCCGCCCCUUUAAUGACCACAGCUGGCCACCAAUGUCCAGGACAAUUCUUAUACACAUACAUGCAUAAACAUAAGCUUGCUGCAGUCUUCGCUACUCCAUGUUCAUAUUCUGCCACUCCGGGCUUUAAAUCCCACGUUUUGCUGAUUUUCUAAAUAAAAAUAAGUAAACGUAGUCUAGAGCGACCACAUCUCCGUUUAUUGUGCUAAUUUUAGUGCAUAUGUUCUUUUUAUAUGCUGGGGUUUUUUAUGAGUUUUGCAUAUUGGCAAAAUCUAAAACAUAAAAUACAGGUGCCAUAACUUUUGCACAAGCCACAUUUCUGUUUUUUUUUUUCCCUCCAGUAUUUCAGCAAAGUAACAGUAGAUGCCCAUUAAAAUGUGCAGACUUGUGUUCUCUGUAGAGACUUAUUUUCACUUCACAAUUAAUAUUAUAUGUAUAAUACCUUAAUAGUAUUGAAGUUCACUACCGUUCAAAAGUUUGGAAUCACUGUUCUAGAUAAUAUUGCAUAUAAGGAUAAUAGAAUAACUGUACAGCGUGAAAGUAGGUUCAAUUUAAUAUUCAGAAUGAAGCUAUAAUAAAAAAAAUCUGGAAUGAAGUUAUAAUUAAAUAUACAGAAAUUCAAUCCAGAAUUCCUCGUAUUCAACAAAUUUCAUUGACCGAGCAGCUAAUUUUACAUCAAGUAGUACAAAAGCUACAGUAUAUUAAAUAAUAUCUUAUAUAUUAUUGUUUAUGUUGAUGAAUUCUAUUCCAAAUCUAUUCCGGAAUGCUGAAUAUCCAUUGAUAAGAGGAUAUGGAAAACAUUUCUAUUUCUAAACAUUUCAUGGAAAACAUUUUUAUUUCUAUUUUUACAAAAAUGAAUUUUACACGCUCUAUAUAAUUUUUUUUUUAACAUUUUAAAAGUAAUUUUAAACUAUUUAUGAUGGUCAGUUCAGCAUCCCAUGUGAUAAAUGGAAGUUUGUGUUUGUUGUGCUGGUACGAGUGGAUCAGACACAGCAGUGCUGCUGGAGUUUUUAUACUCUGUGUCCACUCACUGUCCACUCUAUUAGACGUUCCUGUGUUGUUGGCCCACCCUGUGGAUGUGAAGCCAGAGACGAUAGCUCAUCUCUUGCUGUCCAGUAUGAGCUUAAUCAUCCUCUAGUGCCCACAGGACUCUGAUCCACUCAGACCAGCGCAACACACACUAACACACAACCACCACGUCAGUGCUACUGCAGUGCUGAGAAUGACCCAACACCCAAAUAGUGCCUGCUCUGUGAGGGUCCGUGGGGGU